This is a messenger RNA of Tachyglossus aculeatus (Australian echidna), 2524 nucleotides long. RefSeq names its product cell cycle control protein 50C-like. NCBI's taxonomy places the organism in Eukaryota, Metazoa, Chordata, Mammalia, Monotremata, Tachyglossidae. The record is from RefSeq and is a predicted model, not a curated record. The transcript has 7 exons. Gene Ontology annotation, cellular component: endoplasmic reticulum; plasma membrane; Golgi apparatus. Gene Ontology annotation, biological process: phospholipid translocation. The coding region runs from base 150 to 1199 and encodes 349 amino acids.
GGGCCCCAGUGCGUCCCCGGUUAAUGAAUAACACCAGGAAGUAGCCAGGGGUCAGGAAGCACCAACGAAAAGGUUUCUUGGGCCAGGCAGGUUCCUGCGAUACAGGAGCUUUUAGGGAGCGGAGCUUCCUCGUGAAUCGGGAGGCCAGGAUGAAGGACAAGGCAAGCGGACCCGGUGCCGGGACCCCUACCUCCAAGUGUCCCGAAAACACCGCCCUGAAGCAGCAGCAGUUGCCAGCCUGGAAACCUGUGCUCACAGCCUCGACCGUCCUCUCGGGCUUUUUCACCAUCGGCGGGUUCUGUCUGGGCAUGGGCAUCCUCCUCAUCCUCUCCGCGAAGAGUGUCCAGGAAAUUGAGAUAAAUUACACGGAAAUAUGCUCAAAUUGCUCCAAGUUGCGGGAAAAUUCUUCUAACUUUGAGAAAGAGUGCGACUGCUCCAUCCCCUUCUCCAUUUCAAAGAAAAUGAAGGGUAACGUUUUCUUGUACUACAAACUGCACAACUUCUAUCAGAACCAUCGUCGAUAUGUCAUAUCCAGAAGCGACGCCCAGCUAUUGGGAGAAAACGUGAAGAAGGUCGAGAGCACCUGUGCCCCCUUCACAGCGUAUGCCAAUGGGACCCCCAUCUCUCCUUGUGGUGCCAUCGCCAACAGCAUGUUCAACGACACCAUCCUACUCUUCUACCACCCCAACGACUCCACCCGUAUCACAGUCCCAUUGCUGAAGAGUGGAAUUACAUGGUGGACCGAUAAGCACGUGAAGUUCCAAAACCCCAAGUCCAGAAACCUGUCCGCUGCCUUUGCAGGGACGGCUAGGCCUCCUUACUGGAACAAGCCCAUCUACGAGCUGGAUGAGAAGGACUGGAAAAACAACGGCUUCACCAACGACGACUUCAUUGUCUGGAUGCGAGUGGCGGCCUUCCCCACCUUCAAAAACCUCUACCGCCGCCUCAGCCGAAUCCAACAGUUUGCUGAGGGCCUUCCUGCUGGGAAUUACAGCUUCACCAUAUCCUACAAUUUCCCCGUCACCAGGUUCAAGGGGGAGAAAGGGGUGCUCCUGUCCACGGUAACCUGGAGCGGCGGAAGCAACAUCUUCUUAGGCGUGGCCUACAUCACGACAGGAGCGGCGACUCUGUUGGCAGGCUCGACCAUGCUGGCCAUCCACUUGAAGCUGAAAAAGAGAAAAACCCACUAUCAGCGCUAAGGGGACCGAGGAGCUCUUUCAACUCCUAAGAAAGGCAGGACAGAGAUGCCUGCAGCAACCUGUCAGAGCCCCGGGCCUUUGAGGGCAGACCUCUGGCUGGGUGCCCUGACCAAAGUGACCUGGAGUCUCAGCAACAAAGGACAGUGCUAGCGGGAUCGGGAAGCGGGGGGCGGGUAUAAACCAACACUGAGCAGCUUGAUUACUUGAGUCUAGUGAUGAUGGCACAGGCCCAGGGGAAUGAACUGCUCUGGGGAGAAAAGAGUGAGUUGCAUCAACUCUCAAGGGAAGAUAUGCACAGAAGAACCCAGAAGAGUUUAUUCACUUCACAAGAGUCAGCGCCUGACCUGGAAAGAUGCCUUUUCUGGCUCCCCGAAAAUUUCAGUUUCCUCCGCGUCCUUCUUCACCAGAGGACCUGGCCCAUAAUAAGUGCCUUUAAGGUGGAGCCAAAAUUGUUCUCAGAUGUGAAUAGCUUCUAACGCACAGAGGUGACUUGGUGUAUUCAGAAUAAUGCGUGCAAUAGCUGGGGCCGAUCUGAUCAUGGGGAGUGCCAACCCAUGUUUCCAGAGGAGCUAGGACCCCCCUUAAAAUCCUGGGAGCCCCCCACCAGGGCAUCCUCUCUCCUGUGGAACUGAAUAACCCCUAACCAGUCAUCGUGAAUCAAAGUUCAUCAAUUCAACUCAUAAAAGCCCCAGGGGGGCACCAGUCUAGCCUGGCUGGAGAACAUUUAUUCCAAUUUCUGACCCUGAACUGACCCAGCAAUUGUGAGUUCGGGAAGUGAAUGUUUGUGGGUGCCCUCCACCCUAAAACUUGACAAGAGAAAGAAAAUUAUGGAGGUGCUGGGUAUUUUUCUCCACAAAGUUGGAUUGCCCCGCUUCGGGAUUAAAUGACAAUAAGGUCCUCAAGUCCCUCUAACCUUCUGAUAUUUAUCAUUGAAUCUCUUUUCCACCUUUCUAUUUCCAUCUAAAAAGAGAGCACCCCAUCUUAGAUCUUGUGAGAUUCCUCCCCUCCUGCAUAGCUCACCUUCUAUCUCCCAUUUCACAUGACUUUAAGUGUGUCUGCCUAUUAUCAGUUCUCCAGACUGGCCUGUUUGCCAGUCUGAACUGGAAUCAGAAAAGCUUCCCUGCCAUACGUAAAAGUGAAUCCUUUGAUAUUCUAUCCCUGGGUACCUGUAAAUUUCCAGAAAUGGCCAAGCAAAGACCAGGCUUUUGAGGAGCGAUGAUUGCCUAACUCCCUCACUGUUGUCUGGUCACUUAUCUAAAGCAGCAUCCCUACCCAUCCAUGCCCUUUGGGAUUCUCUCCUAAAUUAAACUCUUGGGAAGGCCUUA